Molecule: messenger RNA, 1643 nt
Organism: Scylla paramamosain (green mud crab)
Lineage: Eukaryota; Metazoa; Arthropoda; Malacostraca; Decapoda; Portunidae
Exons: 6
Coding region: 582-1097 (171 amino acids)
Source: RefSeq, a predicted model, not a curated record
CCAAAAAGAGAUGACGUGGGAAGGAGCUGCUGCCGGUGAUAUAAUUAAUCUUUCUAAGUUUCAGUGAGCUGUUGUCGUAGGUUACCACAAUGAUAGAUAAGCGCUUGAUAGUUUUGAUAAGUAUCCCUUGACAGGAAAUAUUUCAGGAACACUUGCUAAUGUUAUGAGAGGACAGAGUUGAUCCACGCGGCCGUUUUCUCGUCAUAACCAGAGAUGAUUAGUGUUAUACGACUCUUAUAUACUUUGAUUUUCGUGUGUCAGUGCAUCAUGUUGGUCAUCUUGUUAAGUAGCUUGGGUAAAGUUGAGUGAGGAAUGAGUCUGCAGCGUAGGAUUACUGAGACUGACGUGGCUUGGUUGAAGCGAAGUGUGGUGUCCUCCGUGGUGUGCUGUGGUCAGGUGUUCUUUGAUGUGUGGUGUGUGGUGUGGUGGUGUACUGAGGUAUAGUGGGGCCGAGAUCUGGUGGACAAGAAUGUACAGCAAGAACUUGCAGAACUCGGACAGGAGUGAAUUACUGGAUCUGAACACCUGAGUAGGUAAAGAAGCACAGCUGCACAAGCAAAGAAGAAACACUACUACCAUGAAUGCCCAAGACUUGUAUGACAAUGUGCUGCAGGGAAGAGAGUCCCAAGAGUGACACCACCAUUGAUGAGAAACCCGAGGACAACCUCUGGCUACAACUGGGCUUUACUGUGGACUCUGAGACAGGUGAGCAUUUACUGUCUCCUAAGAAAAACAUCAGCGGAGGAGACGUGACCCUUGACUCUGUGUCUCCUCUUAACUCUCCGUCCUUCACCCUCAAUGAGACUGUACCAGACUUCAAUCUUGACUUCAACCUUGAUGAAGCCUUGAAAUUUGUUGGACUGAACUGCUCUGAGACUGGGGAAACUGUCUGGAAGCCCUCAGAGCCUGAACCCACCUCUGACAACAAGGAAAGCCCUGGUAAGGAGGAGGAGGACAGCGAGGACAGCUUAGACACCUUGAAUGACACCCUGGACGAUAUGAUCCAGGCCUCCCAGCUUCAUCCUCAACACCCGUGCUCACUACAGAUGUUGGCAGCUCUGCGGGACCCCACAACACAGCGCCUCGCCACUCGCUGAUUGGCUAAACCUUGGCCGCUCACAUCUCGCGCCUCGCUGCCUGACGCAAGCCGCGCCGCUCGCCCGCUCAACACCACAGGAAGAAAUGCAUGGAAUCUGUAAGAGGUGUCAGGAAGGGAUUUGUGAACCCUUUGGUGGCAAUGCACAUUGUUCCUGCGUGUUCCUCUCCCCCAGCAGUGAUAAAGAUGAAGUAUUAUAAGCCUUUACCUCCCAAAUGCCGCCGUGCAGGAAGUUGGUGAAAAACGGCUUGCCAGCCACCGCCGCCUUCACCAUAACAAACUAAAGGUAGGUUGCCACACGCGCACUUUUUGGGCACGACGUGGCACGAGGUGAGUGCGCGCCACACCGCGAGUAGAAACAGUACAGAAACAGAGACGUCGGGUACAUUGCGCGCAAGGGUGUGGCGAUGUGGCACGAGGUGAGCCCGAUCUGGGCACGAGGUGUUGCGAGACGUGACACGAGGUGAUCACGACGUGGGCACGAGGUCAUCGCGACGUGCACACGAGGUGUGGCCCAACCCGACGACCCGUUUUGAGGGGUCGCACA